GUGGACAAUCCUAAACUUCUCACUGGCUACGAUUCAGAUGACGUUUUAGGGAAAAUAAACAACAUUUCCCAGGAGUCGAUCCGAUUUCCCGGCAAAUUUUACACGUGCCGCGAUUCAUUCGAAAUCCCGACUCAGACUGAGGAGAAAUAUUGACCAUGUCCCAGGAGAAGCCAGAUGCUGGCAGCCAGACACAGUCGCAGCCUCAGACUCAGUCCCAGACUCAGUCCCAGAGUGGCUCCAGCUCCUCCUCUGGGUCAGGCACUGUCAGCUCAGUGGACACCAUCCCUGUUCGGGACCUUGGCUCCAUACCAGAGGAGCCUGAGCCACAGCCAUGGGGUCGCCUGCUGCCUAUGCAGAGAGGCUUCAGAGCCCACGACUGUGUUGAGGACGACACUUGGUUUGGCCGGGACAGUAAAUGUAACUAUUGCUUUGAUGACCCCAUACUGAAGAAAUCGCCCAGAUUUGCUACGUACAGCAAAAAACACUUCCGAAUAUUCCGAGAGCAGAACAUUGUCUAUGUCUUUGACAACAGCGGCAAUGGCACGUUUGUUGACGGUACAAUUCUUGGGAAAGGAAAAACUUUGCCUCUAGCAAACAAUGCGGUGCUGUCCCUAGCUGAGGAACGCCAUAAAGUGUUUGUGUUCAUUGAUCUCAUGGCGGAUGAACAGUCCAACCUCCCCAAAGAGUUCAGUGAGAAAUACCUGAUUACCAGAAAGAUUGGAGCUGGUGUGUGUGGGGAAGUGAAGCUGGCCUUUGAGAGGGCCACUUGCAAAAAGGUGGCUGUGAAGACCAUCAACAAGAAGGACUUCCCUGCAUCUGUCGGCACUGCCACACGAAAUGCGGAACGAGAGAUCCAGAUCCUCCAAAGGAUAGACCAUCCAUGUCUGAUCAAAACAGAAGACUUCUUCCAAACAGACGACUCAUACUACAUUGUUUUAGAGCUCAUGGAGGGUGGGGAACUCUUUGACAGGGUCAAAAGCAAGAACCAGAUAGAGGAGUCAAUUGCCAAGCUCUAUUUCUACCAGAUGUUGAAAGCAGUAGAGUAUCUUCACAACAAUGGCAUCAUCCACAGAGACCUCAAACCUGAAAAUGUGCUGCUUUCGUCUCAGGAUGAUGUUUGUGUCAUCAAGAUCACCGACUUUAAUCAGUCCAAGAUACUGGAGGAGUCUGCCCUGAUGAGGACCCUUUGUGGAACACCCACAUACCUUGCACCUGAGGUGUUCACCGACGCAGUCACCGUGGGCUACAGCAGAGCCGUAGACGCCUGGAGUUUAGGGGUCGUCCUGUUUGUGUGCUUGGCAGGCUAUCCCCCGUUCCACCCUAAUGCACAAACUGGUUUGUCAGUCAGGGAUCAGAUCACGCAGGGAAUUUAUACAUUUAUUCCAUCCAAAUGGGACGGCAUCUCGGAUGAUGCGAAAGACGUCGUGAAGAAGCUGCUUGUAGUGGACCCCAAUGCCCGCCUCACCAUUGAGGAGGCUUUACACCAUCCCUGGCUGAUGGAUGAGGCCAUGAAGGAGACUGCUGAAUGCAUCAUGUACCCCAAGGACUCCGGAGAUGCCACAGCAGCUGAUGCCACAGCAGACUCCGUAGACACCACAGUAGCUUCAACUACAAAGAGGUCAAGAGAAGAUGAUGACGAGCAGCAGCCGGCAAAGAGGAGACCAGGCCCAUCCACAGAGGCAACAUGAGUCACAUUUCAUCCUCCUCACCAAAUUGGAGACCCCCCACCCCCCCCAGGUAGUUUUCCACCGGCAAUUUGGCCCCCUGGAAAUCUACCGGUAUAUUGUAUUUUAUCACACUUCUAUAGCUACAUUUCCAUUAACUUGUCAAAUGAUUUUAGAACGUUCAAAUAGAAAAAUAGAUGCGACAAAACAACAAACCGUUUAUAAUAACAAUUAAGUGGUUGAAGUGUUUCCAUUAAUAAAUUGGCCACAGCCUGUAUUCCCUCCCACCUAUAUGUUUUAUGUCUCAGGUAGCCUGCAAAAGUCAGCAUGGAUAGAAUGCAAGAAUUGCCAUAUUUUAAUCAUUCUCAUGUGCCAACAUAUCACCAUGGUGAAACUUUCAUCCAGCUAACCAGAAUAGCAAGGCGAAGCAAUUCAGGCUUUCUUGAAAGUACAGACAAUUGUCCUGCAAAGAAAUAUUAUUUUUAUAGUUGAAAAACAGAUUGAGCAAGCAGUAGGCAUUUCGAAUUAAAUGUGAAGUGGAGCUUCCAAAUUCAGCAAUCGUCAUUUAUUCGAAAAAUAACUUUUCCAUCAAGUUCGAGAAACGUCAAAUCCACCCUUCGAAACAGAUAAAAAUGUUGAUCUUUAGAAGAUGUCAUCUAUAGCUGCCGUUUCCAUUACAUCAUGGUGCAAUCAUCUGAAAUGUACUUGAUUAACGUUACUAUACACUGAACAAAAAUAUAAACGCAACCAUUUGAUUUUACUGAGUUAUAGUUCAUAUAAGGAAAUCAGUCAAUUGAAAUGAGGUUCUAAUCUAUGGAUUUCACAUGACUGGGAAUAGAGGUUGGUCACAGAUACCUUUAGAAAUAUGGACCUCGUCAGUGUGUCUGUGCAUUCAAAUUGCUAUCAAUACAAUUUUAUUUUUUUUGUUGUCCGUAGCUUAUGUCUGCACAUACCAUAACCCCACCGCCACCAUGGGGCACUGUUCACAACUGCUCGCCCAGACGACGCCAUACACGUGGUCUGCGGUUGUGAGGCCGGUUGGACGUACUGCUAAAUUGUCUAAAACGGAGGUGGCUUUUGGUAGAGAAAUUCAUAUUCAAUUCUCUGGCAACAGCUCUGGUAUACAUUCCUGCAGUCACCAUGCUAAUUGCGCGCUCCCUCAACGGCAUUGUGUUGUGUGACAAAACUGCACAUUUUGGAGUGGCCUUUUAUUGUCCCCAGAACAAGGUACACCUGUGUAAUGAUCAUGCUGUUUAAUCAGCUUCUUGAUAUGCCACAACUGUCAGGUGGAUGGAUUAUCAACACAUUUGAGGGAAAUAUUUUUGUGCGUAUGGAACAUUUCUGGGAUCUUUUAUUUCAGCUCAUGAAACAUGGGACCAACACUUUACAUGUUGCGUUUAUAUUUUUGUUCAGUGUACAUGUUGAUUUCCAACUUGUGGGCACAUACUGAGCAAUGUCUACUGGAAAUGUCCUCCUGUUUUGUAAAUAAUUGUCUUUGUACAGCUACUGUUGAAUAAACAAACAUUUUCCACUG
Messenger RNA from Oncorhynchus tshawytscha (Chinook salmon), 3198 nucleotides. It is a transcript of the gene chek2, whose product is annotated as checkpoint kinase 2. Bases 156 to 1688 code for a protein of 510 amino acids. Gene Ontology annotation, biological process: protein phosphorylation; mitotic DNA damage checkpoint signaling. The record is from RefSeq and is a predicted model, not a curated record. Gene Ontology annotation, cellular component: nucleus; cytoplasm. The transcript has 15 exons. Gene Ontology annotation, molecular function: ATP binding; protein binding; protein serine/threonine kinase activity. Lineage: Eukaryota; Metazoa; Chordata; Actinopteri; Salmoniformes; Salmonidae.